AUGAUGGCUGCCAGUAAUACACAGCAAGAGAACGGAAUUUAUGCGCAGAACGGCCAAGCCCAAAAGUCGCCGUCGCCUCAACCUCAGCAUCGUCGCGGUUAUCAGGCCUGCGACCCUUGCCGCAAACGCAAGGUCAAAUGCGACCUUGGCAGUGUCGAUAACCCGCGUCCUCCUCCAUGUGUACGAUGCCGUCGCGAAAGCAAACGAUGCGAGUUCUCCGCGACCAGGCGCAAGCGGAAACCCUCCGAGAUCGAAGACAACGUCGAUGGGGUUCUCCUCCGUGACAAGCGGAUGAUGGUCGCAGACGCGGUUCCCAACGGUUCUUCGCCGGAUGGUUCUUACAACGCACGACCGGAGCCGACAUCGCUGGAUGGUGACAGCCUGCAUUCGCGACAAAAGUGGUCCGAGGGACCUCCUGCAGCCCCUAAUCAAAUACCACACGCCGAUGCCGGUCAACGAUACGGCACUAAUCAACCUGCAUCCUCCACUUCGCAAUUCCAGGAUGCAAGACCGGCGCGCCCUUCCAUGUGGCCGCUCGGGGAGCGCCCUGGGAUGAGUUUCAGUCUUGAGGGAAGCCAGCCCAUGAUGAAUCGCACCGCAGUUGAGCUGUUGUCGCCUGCGAUCAGUAAUAGUCACGAUGCUCUGCACUUACUGUCCGAAGCGGCAGGGCGGACGGAGGACCUCAAUCGGCAGAGCCUCGAGAAUCGAUACGCCGCGCGGCGGUCGGUUUCGUCCUUCAAUUCUCCGAUGUCUCCUAUGACACAGGCCGGGACUCCUAGGAGCGGAGGCAGUUCGUUUCCGCGAGCGCCUCGGUCUGGCACCGUGCCCCUGGGUAACUUCUAUAGUACGGGAGGAUCGGGUUCCGUGGAUCACACAAAUUCGGAAGCUCGCGAUCACAAUGAACCCAUAGAUAACUUGCAGGAUCCAGGGUUCGUCGAUGCGGUCAGAGCCUGGUCACGUCUGCGAUUUGUUCGUGCAGGUUGGCUUACCGUCGAGGAAUCCAUGGCAUACGUGGCAUACUAUUAUGAACAUCUUGCUCCGUUGAGCCCUAUCGUCAUUCCGGACUUUUCACAGCCUUCAACUCAUCGCACUCUUCUCACUGAUGAGCCUGUACUGGCUGUCACUAUUCUUACGACCGCAUCACGACAUAUGAAACCCAAGGGUGAUGGAGCAUAUACCCGGUCAUUCUACAUUCAUGAUCGACUCUGGUCUUAUCUCCGGGGGAUGAUUGAGCGUCUUUUCUGGGGCCAAGAGAAGUUUGGCGGAAAUGGCAUUGGAAUCAGCAAGCCUCGGUCAUUUGACCUGGCCCCGAGCGCAGCCAAAGUGAGUCUCAAAGGGAACUUGAGAUCCCUGGGCAGUAUCGAGGCGCUCUUGAUCCUCACGGACUGGCACCCCAGAAACUUACACUUCCCCCCUGGUGAUGAUGAAAAUACACUCUUGGACUUGGACGCGCACACUCAAGCUCGCCUUGAAAAGGAUGUCGAGCAUGAUGGUGAGCCAACGCACCAUCGGUCUUCUCAGACCUCAGGCGAGGGGAGGCUCGCCUUCCAGAAGUGGUUGGAGCCUGCUUGGCGGUCUGAUCGAAUGUCCUGGAUGCUGUUGAGCACCGCACAAGCCUUGGCUUUUGAGCUGGGAGUCUUUGAUCAGAAGAGCGAAGCAAAGACUGCGAACGACUCUCCUGCCGAACAGACACGAAAACGUCGACUCCGGCGUCUAAUUCUCGUUUACAUCACGCAAAGCAGUGGCCGUCUGGGAAUUCCUUCUAUGCUUCCAUUGCCACAGUGGACUAAUGACAUCCAACCAACUCCUGCGUCAACUUCAAAAGGUGGUGAUACCAAUAUUGAUCGGAUGCAUGACUGCUGGAUUGGGAUCACCAAGAUUAUGUAUCAGAGCAAUCAGCUGUUGUUCGCUUCUAAUGAACAGACAUCGGAACUGAUUAGGAGUGGGCGAUAUCGUGACCAGAUUGACCGAUUUCAGCCUUUUCUAAGAGAAUGGCGGAAUAACAUCGACACGAUUGACCGCGUUUAUGUUAAUUCGUUAGCUCUGCAAGCAGUCGUGGACAGGUGGACCACGAUGUCCAACGAGGCUGCCCAGGCUCAGAGCGGGAGACCAGGCUCUGGCCCCUCGUCGAACAAUUGGUUUCAUAUGCUCAUGGAGCUGUAUCGUGUCAAUGAGCAAUACAUUCAGGAAGUUGUCGACGCGUCGCGUCGGAUUUUGCAAACUGUACUGGAUGAUCUGGUUCCAGGCGAUCACCUCAAGCAUGCUCCCGUGCGGACAUGCUUCCGGAUUCUGUCUGGCAUGAUCUUCAUCCUCAAGACAUUCACCCUCGGAGCGAAAGAGGAUGAUGUACGUGUAUCUCUGGACCUUCAGGAUCGAACGGUGGAAGCGCUGAGGACAUGUGUCGUCGACGAUGUCCACCUGAGCCACGCCAUUGCUCGGCUAGUGGAAAUGCUUACGACCAGCAUUCGCACAAGAUUUUUGCGAUUUGCACCGCUGGACCGAGGCGUUGAAGGUGACAGUCAAGAUCGCACCUCUACACCAGUCUCCAGGCACCAGUCACCGCGUCCGCGCGAUGGCGCCCAAGGCCGCCGGGAUGGAUCGAACCAUGCAUGGACACCGAGCCACACUGCAGCACAGAAUAUGGGCUACGUUGAUGGCAAUAAUCCGGCGAGUACCACAAUGGGAUCAGUGCAUGAUCCGCUGGCAGCCAUCCCGGCGCAGCCGAUCAAUUCUUCAAAUAUUAAUGUCUCAUUCAUGCCUCCACCGCCGUCGGUGUACCACAAUUACUAUGAACCGCACACAUCGCCACCCACCGGAGGGAUGGAAGGAUCGAACGUUCCUUCGCAAUCAAUGAAUGAUAAUGCCGGCACCUCCGGCGGACUUCCGGACUGGUUCGCGCUUCCACUUGAUCAUUUUUUCAACAGCUCGACGGCCGUUGUUGAUCACGGCCUCGGAGGAACAGGCCCAAUGGUAGGCGAGUUUGACAUGCUUGAAGUCCUCCUCAACGAGCAGUAUGACGGCACGGGCGACGGCCUCGAUUCGGCAGGGCGCGAGGGCCUUCAGUCCCAGUUCUUGCAGUCUUAG
Molecule: messenger RNA, 3084 nt
Organism: Aspergillus fumigatus Af293
Lineage: Eukaryota; Fungi; Ascomycota; Eurotiomycetes; Eurotiales; Aspergillaceae
Source: RefSeq, a predicted model, not a curated record